AUGAAUCAAGUGUUGGUCAUUUGUUUGACAGUAUAUCUAAUAAUAAACGUAAUCUUAUGUGAUCGCUGUUGUAAAAUUAAUUCAAGACGUUUACCAUAUUACAAACUUAUAAAAUCGAAUGCUCGUUCAAAUCAGUUAAUACUUUCAAGAAGAACUGUACGAAAUGUGAACGAAUGCAGAGAGUUUGCCUUGGCUAAGAAGGCUCUGGCGUUUAACUAUGGCUUAGAAAAGAAAUGGGAUUCCUUAACUACUCGGAACAAAAAACAUAAAAAAGUAAAGAAAAUUUGUCAGGCUCUUCAGUGUCCAGAGAUUCAUAAUUUUACGGUUCUUAUUAGAGAUAAGAAUUACAAAUAUUAUAGUAUGUACCCCAGCUAUAUCUUGCCCGGUCCAAACUUAACAUUGGCUUGCAUCCCUACGGCAGGUGUGUUCGUAUUUUCGAGUAAUAAUGUGAAUUAUAGCCAAGCACAAAAUUCUUGCCAAAAAAUAAAUUCAUCACUCGCUCAUAUAAUUAGUGAGGAACGCACGAGUGGUUUGGCAAAAUAUAUUUCCCAAAAUACACCAACCUUUGUUGGACUCAGUAACAAUGACCGUGAGAAAAUUUGGAAAAACGAAUUUGAUGAACCACUUUCUUGUUUUAAGUAUCGAGCAUGGGGAGAAGGCGAACCAUCACACAUAAAAGGAUGUGUUGGUCUUGUGAAAUCAUCCAACUCAGAAGGUGGUUCUUUUUGGAAAGUUCUACCUUGUAACAGUCUACUACAUUUUAUCUGUGAAAUUUCACCGAUAUAUAAAUCUUUGCGUAAUUAA
Dufourea novaeangliae is the source of this 804-nucleotide messenger RNA. RefSeq lists its product as uncharacterized. Lineage: Eukaryota; Metazoa; Arthropoda; Insecta; Hymenoptera; Halictidae. The record is from RefSeq and is a predicted model, not a curated record. The transcript is spliced from 4 exons. The coding region runs from base 1 to 804 and encodes 267 amino acids.